Messenger RNA from Anastrepha ludens (Mexican fruit fly), 918 nucleotides. RefSeq names its product programmed cell death protein 6. The transcript is spliced from 5 exons. The record is from RefSeq and is a predicted model, not a curated record. The coding region runs from base 112 to 675 and encodes 187 amino acids. Gene Ontology annotation, molecular function: calcium ion binding. NCBI's taxonomy places the organism in Eukaryota, Metazoa, Arthropoda, Insecta, Diptera, Tephritidae.
AGUUGUGUGAAUUAUCGAUAAUAUCGAUAGUAUGCGAACUCUAUUUCUAAUGUAAAUAGCGUUAAGUUUGCUUGUUGCAUUGAUGAAUUAACAUACGUGUUUGUUAAAAGUAUGGCUUACAGUUUUCAAUCCUCGGUGCCUGAUCAACAAUUCUUGUGGGAUGUAUUCCAAAGGGUCGACAAAGAUCGUAGCGGCCAUAUAUCUGCUGAUGAGCUGCAAAUAGCUCUUUCCAAUGGUACAUGGAGCCCAUUUAAUCCAGAAACAGUCCGUUUAAUGAUAGGUAUGUUUGACCGCGAAAAUCGUGGAACGGUUUCAUUCCAGGAUUUCGGGGCUCUAUGGAAAUAUGUUACUGACUGGCAGAACUGUUUUCGAUCUUUCGACCGGGACAAUUCAGGAAAUAUAGAUAAAGAGGAACUUAAAACUGCACUGUCUUCGUUUGGAUAUCGUUUAUCAGACAAUCUUGUAGAUAUUCUCAUUCGUAAAUUUGACCGCUUUGGAAGAGGAACAAUACUGUUCGAUGAUUUCAUACAAUGCUGUAUAGUCCUAUACACUCUUACAUCGGCAUUCAGGCAGCAUGAUUCGGACAUGGAUGGCGUUAUUACUAUACAUUACGAACAAUUUCUCAGUAUGUUAACCCUUGAAGCAUCUCGUCGGAUUUUUGUUCUUGCUGCUUGAGAAACCGUUUUCCAAAUCCACUAGGUUUUCAAUGCCGUGAAAUUUGUAAAUAGUCUGUUAAACUCAUCUGACAGUAGAUUUGUGAAACAUGAUAUUUGGGUAGUGUUGGCUCAAAGAGAGAGAUGUUUUCGAUGAAUGACGUCAUCGGUGGUUAAAGUCGCAAAAAAUAAAGUAGCUGUUUUCGAAAGGUGCCACAUUCCGGGUCUGUCUACCAUCGUUUAUCUCCAUUACGGCUUAAAGUAG